Messenger RNA from Dermochelys coriacea (leatherback sea turtle), 9081 nucleotides. It is a transcript of the gene ABLIM1, whose product is annotated as actin binding LIM protein 1. Gene Ontology annotation, molecular function: actin filament binding. The record is from RefSeq and is a predicted model, not a curated record. Bases 409 to 2589 code for a protein of 726 amino acids. Gene Ontology annotation, biological process: cytoskeleton organization; cilium assembly; lamellipodium assembly. Lineage: Eukaryota; Metazoa; Chordata; Testudines; Dermochelyidae. The transcript has 25 exons. Gene Ontology annotation, cellular component: actin cytoskeleton; stress fiber.
AGUGCUAUACUGCUUGGCAAGGAGAAGUGGAAGGUGGUGUCAGUGACUAGAGAUUAGGGACGGUGGAAUUUUGCGUUUGUUACGCAGCAGCUGCCUCAGGUUGUUUCAGCACAAGGGGCAGAGUCCACAUGCACGGAAUGAACUGGCACUAGUAACAGGAAAAGGGACAGAGAGGGAGAGAGUGAGGAGAUAGGAGGCACAAGAAGAGACAGUGACAAGCAAUCAGACUGUAUCAGAUUUUGUGGAAAAUCUGACCAAGGAAAAUAUGCGUCUGGAAUAAGCUGUCUCCUGCGCCCCCCGUCCCUUUUUUUUUCUAUCCCAGCCAAACAUUGCUGGAAGGAAAGUGUGCAUAUGUAAAUUACUUCAGUUAAUCCUUGCUGUCUCUGCUACAAAGAGGACUCGUUUGCGAUGGUGAAAGAAAAAGUGGCCCAUUCCCAAGAACCUCACCACUCCACUGAGAAGCCUGUCAUCCACUGCCAUAAAUGUGAGGAGCCAUGUAAAGGCGAAGUGCUCCGUGUCCAGUCCAAGCAUUUUCACAUCAAAUGCUUCACCUGCAAAGUGUGUGGCUGUGACCUGGCCCAAGGAGGUUUUUUCAUUAAGAACGGGGAAUACCUCUGCUCUGUGGAUUACCAGCGCAUGUAUGGAACCCGCUGCAAUGGCUGUGGGGAAUUCGUGGAAGGAGAAGUAGUGACAGCUCUGGGAAAAACCUACCACCCGAACUGCUUUGCCUGCACUGUUUGCAAACGCCCGUUUCCACCAGGAGACCGGGUUACCUUCAAUGGAAGGGAUUGUCUCUGUCAAAUGUGUGCUCAGCCAAUGUCAUCCAGUCCAAAAGAGAUCUCCAGCUCAAGCAAUUGUGCUGGCUGUGGAAGAGAUAUAAAAAAUGGCCAAGCGCUGCUAGCACUGGAUAAGCAAUGGCACCUGGGAUGCUUUAAGUGCAAGGCCUGUGGCAAGGUCCUGACUGGGGAAUACAUCAGCAAGGAUGGUGCCCCUUAUUGUGAAAAGGACUACCAGGUUCUCUUUGGGGUCAAAUGUGAAUCGUGUCACCAGUUCAUUACUGGGAAGGUCCUAGAGGCAGGUGACAAGCAUUAUCAUCCGAGCUGUGCACGAUGCAGCAGAUGCAACCAAAUGUUCACGGAAGGAGAAGAAAUGUACCUGCAAGGUUCCACUGUAUGGCAUCCCGACUGUAAGCAGUCCACUAAGGCAGAAGAUAAGCUACGGCUGUUCUCACCUCCUUGCAUAAUGAACUCAAUCAAAAAACUAAGGCAGCCUACAAGAACAUCAUCUGAAAGUAUUUAUUCCAGACCAGGAUCCAGUAUUCCUGGCUCACCAGGCCAUACUAUCUAUGCAAAAGUAGACAAUGAGAUCCUUGAUUACAAGGAUUUAGCAGCUAUUCCCAAAGUCAAGGCCAUUUAUGACAUUGAACGUCCAGACCUAAUUACUUAUGAACCAUUCUACACUUCCGCCUACGAGGAGAGACAGGAGAGACAGAAUCUUGGAGAGUCUCCAAGGACACUGUCUCCCACCCCAUCUGCAGAAGGUUAUCAGGAUGUUCGGGAUCGGAUGAUUCACAGGUCAACCAGUCAGGGCUCUAUUAGUUCUCCGGUGUAUAGUCGACACAGCUACACUCCCACAAUGUCACGUUCCCCUCAGCAUUUCCACAGACCUGCUUCAUUCUACAUAGGCAAUGAGCCGUCCAGCGGUCGGAACUCCCCUGUCCCUUAUCGGCCAGACAGCCGCCCUCUAACUCCAACUUACGUUCAGGCCCCUAAACAUUUCCAUGUUCCAGAUCAAGGCAUCAACAUUUACAGGAAACCACCCAUCUAUAAACAACAUGAUGCAACUGCUUUGGCAGCACAGACCAAGUCCUCCGAGGAUAUCAUCAAGUCCUCCAAGUUCCCAGCAGCCCAUGCUCCAGAACCCAACGAGAUACCAAAGAUUGAGACAGACCACUGGCCAGGUCCUCCCUCACUUGCGGCUGUAGCAGGAGCCGACAUGAGACGCAGAUCAAGUGGCAGAGAGGAAGAAGAUGAAGAGCUACAGAGACGUCGGCAGCUACAGGAGGAGCAGCUUAUGAAGCUUAACUCUGGUCUCGGGCAAUUAAUACUAAAAGAAGAAAUGGAAAAGGAGACUCGCGAUAGGCCAGCUCUUUCAGCCAGUCGUUAUGAUUCUCGAGUUAAUUCAUCCUUACAUGCCUCGGCCUCCAAAACCUCCUCCCUCCCUGGAUAUGGAAGAAAUGGACUGCACAGGCCGGUGUCUACAGACUUUGGUCAGUACAAUAGUUAUGGGGAUGUGAGCGGUGGUGUUCGAGAUUUCCAGUCCCUCACGGAUGGUCAUGUCCCCGGAAUGAGAAUGGACAGAGGAGUGUCUAUGCCUAACAUGUUGGAACCAAAGAUUUUUCCAUAUGAAAUGCUCAUGGUGACCAACAGAGGGCGAAAUAAAAUAUUACGGGAUGUAGACAGAACCCGGCUUGAGCGUCACUUAGCACCGGAAGUUUUUCAAGAAAUAUUUGGCAUGACAAUACAAGAGUUUGACAAGUUACCUCUUUGGAGACGCAACGACAUGAAGAAGAAAGCAAAACUCUUUUAAUUCACUCUACAUUUAUAGCCCUUUAAACAAAACAAAAAACAAAUUGCAUAGGAUAUUGUAUGAUAAAGUCCAAAUUCUCUUUGGAGAGCAACUUACUCAUCCACCAAAAAGGGAAAAUCUGAAAAAGGCACCUGUAUUCAUAGCAAUUGGGCCAAGAUGAACACUUGCCAAUGGGGUAAAAAUUUCUGUGUUCAGAAACUUGAUGGUAGUGUGUAAACUUUUUACAUGUUGUACACAUGAUAGGAAGCGGUUCUUUUCUUCUCCCUCAAUAAUAUUCCCUUUAUUUUUGUCCAGAAUAUGACGAACUUUAUUGCUAGAGCCAGGAAGUGCUCUUAGGAUGCCUAGUAGAAUGAAAGAAUUGUAAUCAUUUCAAGAAAUGAAUAUGUAUACAUAUAUUCUGUAGUAUACCCAUAUGGUAAAAUUAAUCCUUUUUGCACACCAUUUCUUAACUGGCACUGUUUUAAAAGAGCAUAUUCUUUCUGUUAUGAAAGAACGAGGUAGGCAGUUUGCUCUGUUCCGCUGCAUACCAACCAAAUUAUUGGAAAACAAAUUCCCUGCUUGUACUUGUACUACAUAUAUGCUAGGAUAUCAAUAGUGAAUUGCUGUGUAUGUUUUCAGAUCUUCCCUCCUCCAUACUUUCUGCUUUAAUUAACAUGGCCUGGGCUUUACUAGUCAUUUAAGUAAAGGGAAUGGUGUAGAAGUGGCAGUUUUCUUCCUGUUUAGUCUGGGGAUUUAGGGUGGCUGGAGGAAAUGAAAGGGUUAAAAGGAAAUUCUUCUCAUGUAUGCUCCGGUGCACACCCAGAGACUUUGGGCCAAAUUCCCUGCUACUGAAAAAUGGCUCAGCUGCACUGAGUUGCACCAGCAGAGAAUUUUUUUCUGUGUGGGCAGACAUGCGAUUUAACCCCUUUUGGAAGAGGAAGGGAGGCUUCUGUGUGAAGUAGCCCUAUCUUGCACCAUGUUCUCCCAGUACAGUCUCAUUGGUUAAAUCGCUGUUGCAGACAUUGACGAUACUGCACAGUGUAUCAAGUUGAGCACUUUUUUUGUUGUUUGUUACCGUGUUUUCACUUAUGCUUUGAAAAGAGGGUUUGGAAUUUUUCAUGCUACAAAGAUGCAGCCUUGGUAUUUUGGUUUUUUGUUGUUUUUUUUUCCUUUGUGCCUGGCACACUUUGUAGGGUGUAGGAAAUCAUGCAGGAUAGUUUUUUGAAUCAAGUUAUGUUUAUUAUUGUUUGCAUUCUUUUCCCACUGUGCUCCAGAGUGUGAGGAUUGCCUGUAUAUAACUUCACUGCUUGGAAGGCGGUUGUGUUCACACAAGGACAUGAGGAACACAUUAACUUCCCCGAAUGAAUGCUUAGCUGCUGAAAGGUCAGCAUCUUUUCUACGUUGGUGCUGAACUGCUAAUGUAUCCCUCUCUUUUAUGAGUGUGCUAGUCUACAGAGGGAUGUCAAGAUUUUCCUUUUAGAUUUGAUAGUCUUCAUGGGAGACACCAGAGCCUUUUGUGUUUUCCGUUACUGGGGACUAACACAUAGACAUCAGGAGGAGGAGGUGGUUAGGUCUUUAAGGUCGUGUAGGAGAUGUGAGAUUCUAGAUCAUUGUAUUGAGUUCUGCACUUCUGCUCCAGCAGGACAGCAUGCUGUCCUAUAACUAAUCUUCUCAAUGUGCAGAAUUAAGCAAAUCCUGCUUUCUGUUUGCAGUCUCAGAGAGGCCUGAUCCAACAGAACCAGUGCAGUUCCACUGAAGAGAUCUGGGCAGAGGGUUUAGUAUUUGGAGGACCUAUCUAGGGAAUCCAUACAGCCUGCAUGCUAGAGAGCACAGCCAGGGGAAAAGGAUGGUGCAGACCAGAGGAUGAGCUGGUGGAGGUGCUGUAAUUCCAGUGACUUCAAUGGGGUUACAGCAAGGAUCAGUUCAGCAUGUUGUUUGUUUCACGUUCCAGCACAAGCAUAAUAAACACUUCCAGAUUACUAUUAACAAGUAAAUGGGAGUGGAAUAACUGAAAUGUGAGAAGCAAAUCCGGGUUACCAAUGAAACCAAACACAGCAUACUGAAGGGGCAAACAUCUUAUGAUUAGGGCGUUUGCUAGGGUUGGGACUGACUGAAAUUUGCUAUUUGUUUCUUGCAGAUUAUGGCUCAAUUUCAAGCUGGAUAUUUUGGGUAUCAGUUUUAAAAAAAUCCCUGAAAUUGUUUAGGCCCCAACCCUGCAGAUGACUCCUCAUGAACAUAGUGUGACAGAUGCUGGUGAGCAGUGAUUUCGAGGGUCAGCCUUAGUCUGCGUCUUUUUCCCCGUUCUAAUUUUCAGUUCAAAGGAUGCUUUCCUGCAUAGCACAGGAAAAGCUGCAAGCUUGCAGAUCACAUUGUUCCCUCCAUCUCUAGAUUUAUUAAUAAACAUCUGCACAACAGACACGGGAACUUUAUCCAGCGGAAAAGUUGAAAAUGGGCAAAGUUUGAAUUUCAAAAUAUCUGAUCUGGUUAUUUUCAGUGCUUUAUUUUCAAAAACCCAAGCUAUGAAAAAUGACUUAAGGUUAGAUUGUAUCUAUUUCUUACCAGUUUCUGACCUAUCGUCACUAUCCCUGCUUAGAAAGAAAUGAAAGAGAAGCCAAUUUAGAUGCUCCAGAUAUGUUAGCAAAAUCCUGAAGAUGAGUGUAGACUAUGUAGAAGCUGGUGUCAUUGUUCUUUACAACCAUAGGUUUCUCCAUUACUAAGAAAUACAUUGAGACAUUCAGGAAAGUUAAGAUGAAUCAAAUAAAUGUGUGAAGUUAAAGUACAUUAAUUACAGAGGAUUACACCCCUGUGUAAAUGCUGUCAUUCAAAACAAAAUGAUGUUAGUUCACUGUAGCUAAAUUCUCCGCUACUGUGAAUUAAUGUUGCUUUAUCUCACAACUUUAGUUAUUUCAUCUUAACUUUCCUGAAUGUCCCCGUGUACACAAACCCUAGGAAAUGCCAUGUCUUUAAGGAUCACUGCUGCAGCCCUGGGGCCUGUUUUCUCCAGUAAGCAGCUAGUAAUUCUCACCACAGGUUUUUCUACCUUCUCGUCAGGUGGAGAAGGCAAGUAGCAGCCUUAUAAACAGAGACAUAGCCCCAGGGAGAGGCUCCUUAGUCACUUCGUGAAUCAUUUCCCUAGUACCACUCCCAUAUUCUGUUGUUUUGAGGCAUAUCUUCAAGAUGUAGGUAAAUUUCCCCCUCCUUCUUCAACAUUCCCUGGAGAUGUGCUGCUGCUCAUGUAGGUUCCCAUUUGCAGAUAUAAAUGCAUAUUUGGAGCACACAGUUACCUGAUUGCUGAUGUGUUCGCAUGUUCUGAGUAUUAGCCUGGGUGUAAAUCAGUACAGAAUUUGGCCAUAGGCACUUCUUUUUGAAAAUGCCGCCCAUUAUUUAUUGCCUUUCAUUCAGGUCUGCAGUACCUAUACCAGCAGUGAUGAGAUUGCUGAGGAAUGCUGUGUGUAGCUUAGCAAUAUUUGUCAGUGUAGUUGGGAUCAAGUAAUAUGACUUACCAUUUUUGUCCCCUCUCCCGUCAACUAAGAGACAGAAAAAAGACACAAGAAUUUUUAUAUAAACCAGAAAGAAGGAAGACUUGGCCAGUCCAAUGUCCUUGCACUAUAUUGUAAGUGAACUCAUUUCCACUCAGGCUUGAAAAUCAGAAUAAUAGUGCAUUUAUCUUAAUAUGUGCAUUGUGUCUUUUCUGCAGAUUUUAGGAUUUAAGCCAGUAGCUGGAAGGAUAGAUUUGGAAGAUUUUAGACAUAUCUAACACUUUCAUCUUCCCGGUGAAACAUGAAACCAUUUUUUUCCCUUUCAAAACUUGUUUGAGAAGCUUCAUUAUAUUAUUUUUUCUUCCUUAGUGGAUAACUUCAUGCUGGUGUCACUUAAAACAGAUUGGAGUGCUGUUAAGAGUUUGAAAAGAUUGUCUAACGACAAUACACAUUUGUUCUCAGUUUCUGGUUAGUAACUGCUCCUUAAAUAUGCUUUGUGGUGACUUGUAAACUCAAAUCAGCUUCCAUAUGCGAUGAAAAGAAUCAGGCUGAAAAAGUAAUGAGAGGGUUAUUGGUCUUACAAGGUGAAAGACUUAAUUUUGUGAUUCUGAUAAUUUCCUGGUGUUUCCUCUCAGGCAUGGACUGUCUUUUCUUUGACGUUUGCCUGUUUUAAACUUUGACUUGCUCUGAUGCUGAAUGUUUUGCCAUCCUUUCCCCAUUCAGAGGCACACCUUGGAAAGUUGUCUUUGCCCAGAUGGUCCAAAAGUCCUAUCAUUUGGGGAGAGUCACUAAGUCUUUUUGGAAAGAUUUGUUAAGCUUGAAUUAGCCACCACCCUUUGAAGCCAAAUCCCUUUGAUACGUAGUUGCCUCUCUCAAGAUGUUUAUGCUGUGGCCAGUUUUAAAAUUCAAGUUAAUCUUUACAAAGAGAAAAUUAUUUUGUUCUGUUAUAAAUAUGGCAGGGAUGCCUUGAGGUGGGGAGUGAGUCUGGUUCAGCUAGGGUCCUCCAGGGCUCCUCAGAAGUGAGUUUAAACCACUUAAGAGGAAAUAAUUGCAGGUCAGCCAAGUGCUGCUCGUUCUCAAAGCCCCUUGAAGUCACUGGAGUCAUGGACAAAUGUAAAUCCAGAGUAACAGGUGUAAAUCAAGAGUAAGUCUACUGAAGUCAAUGGAAAAAAGCUGGUGUAAAAGGUGACCACAGAAUCAGCCCCUAGAAAGAGAGGAGAGCACUCAGCACUGCCAGUGCUGUAUCCCAAAGACCUAAUACUGAGCGAUCCUCAGCACCUGUAGGUCCCAUUGACUUCAAUGGAAGUUGGGAGAACUUAACCCUUAGAAGGGCUGGGCCUUAGGAUAGAGGAGUAUGUAAUGAAUGAAAAACCUCCUCUUUCUCUCCAUCCCUUUCCCCUCUUCGAUAUCUAUUAACACCCUUUCAGGAUUCAAUUGUGGGGGUAGGGGCGGUUUGGUCUUUGUUUUGUUACGACACACUCCACAUGUUGGACAUUACUUUAUAUCCACUGAAAAGAACAUUCACAAGAAGAUUCGCCACCCACCCCCAUUGGAGGGAACAAGCAAAGCACCCAACCUGUCCUGGAGCCAUGGUCAUCUCGGUCCACCACACACACUUGGGUCCUGAUCCUGCUGUCAGCACUCCCUUGAGCCGUCCCAGGGCCACUGCACUGUUCACCCACUCAGACUUCGUGGGGCCGCUCAGGCAAACAAGGGCAGCAGACACAUACUGGGGAGGGCUGGGGUAUGGUCUUAUGCUAUUGCAAUGUAAUGAGGAGCACAGAAAGUGCUACUGAGCUCUGUGAUGAGAGAACAAUGUGCCUUUCUCCUUUGGUAGGAAAACACCGCCAGUGGUUGGCUACAAGGCCCACAGUGGGUGGCAGCUGGUGUGGAUUUUGUCUUGUGAUUCCCUCCCCCACCUUGUGUGUCCCAUUUAAAUGAUAAGAAAACCAGUGUCAUGCACAGAUUUGGAUGUUCCAGUUGAAAGCCCCCCUUGUCAGGCAUCAUCUCUGACUCCAGUAAGCAUAUUAAUUUAAAUGUAAGGCACUGGUUCAGGAAGUGGGGAAAUAAUUGGCCAUCAGUGUUGUUGCCAUGAAUUACUUUAUUUCCCAAAGGGCUUCUAACAAGGAAAUGCAUUUAUGUUAAUUACUUCCUCAAAAUGUUCAUCCAAAGGAGAGAAUAUUGAUCCUACAUGCUUUGUGAUUGAAGCAGGCCUUACUUUUUGUUCUGGAGGCAAACAGGUGUUUCAGCUGUACAAUCUAGCAGAGUGUUCACAGUUAGUGUAUCAAACACAGCACUUUGGGCCAGAUUUUCAAAUGUAUUUAUGUGCCUAAUCCUAAAGAUGCAGAGAGGAAUUGAAAGUCACUGGGAGUUAGGUGCCUAUAUGCAUCUUUUGGACCUGAUCUAAAGCCCGUUGAAAUCAAUGGAAAGACUCCCAUUGACUUCAGCCUACUUUGGAUCAGGCCCUUAUUCAGCUGGCUAGGCCAGAAAAAUAUCUAUCCCAGAAGUCAUUUCUUCCCAUAGUAAUGAGAUUUUUGCAUCAUUAAUGAAAUUGUUCUGUGCAAGCAGUGUGACUGUUUGAGUUGCUAACAACCCUUGCAGUAAGGGUGCCUUAUAGAUGGUUAGGGUUUAAGUUUUGGGACAUAAAACGAACUUUAAAAAGAUAUUUUGUUUUAAGUUGAUAGAUUUUAGUGAUGGGGUUUUUGUUUUGUGCUAGGUUUCAUUUUGUUUUCUCCCCUUCCUUCAGAAACCUGACAAACCAGGCUUUUUUGAAAUAUUCCCUUUCUUUUUCAAUGGUUUGUGGGACAGCUCUAUUUCCGAGUCUUUCUGUAAAAGUGAAUUGGUGUUUGUCUAUACAGUAAGUCUGCUUGUUUGCGAAAUGAGAAGUUGACCGAGGUUGCUGUUCUGUACAUUUACUGAUCUUCUCUACUUUCAUAUUGCAAGCAACACAUAUUGCACUCCUAUGGCACUAUAAUCUGCAUCACUGUUGUACUCAGAUCAAGUUAAUGAAUAAAGUUUUGUGCUUUAUUCUUAA